Helianthus annuus (common sunflower) is the source of this 1041-nucleotide messenger RNA. RefSeq names its product probable LRR receptor-like serine/threonine-protein kinase At1g56140. Gene Ontology annotation, biological process: protein phosphorylation. Gene Ontology annotation, molecular function: protein kinase activity; ATP binding. The coding region runs from base 284 to 973 and encodes 229 amino acids. Lineage: Eukaryota; Viridiplantae; Streptophyta; Magnoliopsida; Asterales; Asteraceae. The record is from RefSeq and is a predicted model, not a curated record. The transcript is spliced from 5 exons.
AUGGAGUUCUUUUCCAAUUGACGAAAUUGUAGUAUGCUAUUAUUGAUUCCUGGUAUACUUGACUUAUAAUAUUGGAUUUGAAAAUAAUAGUUUAUUCCUUCUAUAGGCAAUUAUUGAUGAUGAGAAUGUAGUAGCAGUGAAGAGACUUCACGUUGGCUAUGCCAGAGCAAAAUUAGAAUUUGAAAAUGAAGUGAAGCUUAUAAGUAAUGUUCAACAUCGGAAUCUACUACGACAACUAGGUUGGUGCAUUGAAGGAUCUGAGUUGCUUCUUGUCCUAGAAUACAUGCCACAAGGCAGCCUUGACAACUUUUUAUGGGGUGAAAGAAAAGGCACUCUGAAUUGGGAGAAACGGUUUGACAUUAUCUUUGGGGUUGCUAGGGGCGUUGCCCAUCUUCAUAAUGAAUUCCAUGUUAAAAUAAUUCACAGAGAUAUAAAACUAAGUAAUAUUCUCGUGGACGAUGAUUUUCAACCCAAAAUUUGCGAUUUUGGGUUGGCGAGACUACAACCAGAGGAUCAAACCCAUGUUAGCACAAAUCUAGUUGGCACACUAGGAUACAUGGCGCCAGAAUAUGCAACAAUUGGACAUUUAUCAGAGAAGGUUGACACCUACAGCUUUGGUAUCGUGAUCCUUGAAAUCAUCAGCGGUCGAAGAUGUAAUGAUGAAAAUUUUAGUGGACCUGACACAUCUCACCUUCUUGAACACGCAUGGCAAUUGUAUGAGAGAGGCAUGCAAAUAGAGUUGAUUGAUCAAGAAUUAGGUAUAGAAGAACACCAUAAAGCCAAUGUGACGAAGACCAUUGAGAUUGCUCUAAUGUGCACUCAGUCGCCAGCUUCUUUGAGACCAACCAUGUCAGAAGUUGUUGUGAUGUUGUCAAGUGGGCUAUCUAUGGGACCAAGAAAACUAGUAAAGCCUAGUUUCAUUGAUUCUCGUAGAGUCAUCCACUUUAGUGCAAAUCAGUCAAAGUAUAAGUAAUACAUAUAAAUGUAUAAAAAUUAUAUUGAUCUCUUAUAUAGAUUAUGUAUCCAAUGUCAUUUAGCAAA